AUGAAACAACAAGCUCCAAAAAGGGCAAAGCCAAAAAGGGCAAAGCCGGAACUAGCAGCUGACACCAAAGACAUUGCAGAACUCUCACAGGAAUCAUUGGCCGCACAGAUCAAUAAGAAGAGCAAGGGGGGUGCUGCGAGAAAGAUUGUGACGCUAUUGGAAGAGACGGAAGCUGGAACAAGCGAUUGGGGCGCUGCGGGAAUUCGACCAGAUGCGAGGACCUACCGAGUGGCAAUUCGUUCCUUGCUAAAACUAAACCGCACUGAGCUUGCAAUUCAUGUAUAUCGAAUGCGAAUGGAGGCCCGACUGAAGCGAACAGAUGCCAUUGCGUCAGAUCUACCGCUUGCAGCGAAUAUAAUACGUGCAAUUCUUCGCGAUGUCAAGAAUAGAAAAACACAGGCGAGGGAUCGGGAUGACGUCUUCUCGGAAAUGAAAGCUGAUUGUGCGGCAUUCAUCGACAUGGGGUCGGUUGAGGGCAGAAGGCGGUUGGACAGAAGUGGACAGAUGAACGGGGGAUGUGAAAGGUCGUUGUGUAUUAAGACGGGCCAUGGGACUACAGUGCGGAGGAGGAAAUUAAGCGGAAAUUCAGUGAUUUCGUCAGCGCAAAACGGCGGACCGUUCUUCCCCUUCGCCGCCUUGAUGGACGUCCUUACACCCAGCCAGCCUCUGAUUUGCACCUUGACUGACGGGCCUCACUUCCCCCGAGCCGUCUCCUCCGCCUCGCCUUGUUGCCGUCGUCCCAAACAUGCCUCCUUGUAA
This is a messenger RNA of Chondrus crispus (carragheen), 759 nucleotides long. RefSeq lists its product as hypothetical. The record is from RefSeq and is a predicted model, not a curated record. The coding region runs from base 1 to 759 and encodes 252 amino acids. Lineage: Eukaryota; Rhodophyta; Florideophyceae; Gigartinales; Gigartinaceae. The transcript has a single exon.